This is a messenger RNA of Acipenser ruthenus (sterlet), 2550 nucleotides long. RefSeq lists its product as uncharacterized. The transcript has 3 exons. Bases 1 to 2550 code for a protein of 849 amino acids. NCBI's taxonomy places the organism in Eukaryota, Metazoa, Chordata, Actinopteri, Acipenseriformes, Acipenseridae. The record is from RefSeq and is a predicted model, not a curated record.
AUGGAAAACCAUCGACUGACUUGGCGAUGUUUAAUUUGUCAUAUUUUCAUUGCUUUGACACUGAAAGUGCUAUUGGGUCAUAUAAAUAAUAUACACUCAAAUGAACCAAAUUUUCAUAUUACCUGUAAUAUAAACCAAUGCCCCAAAACGUACGAUAAGUAUGACAGCUUUUACAGGCAUGUAACUAAAUGUCAUGCCCAGUUGUACCGAACAGGGGGACCACCACCGACUACUGAUUGCCAAGGCACAAGUACAGAGGGAGAUAGGGAAAUUACGACCACGGCCGAUGAGUACGUUAAUAUCAAUGCUACUAUUAGUGGUCCAGUCGUAGUCGAUGAUCCCACGACAAGAAAUGGACGAAGAAAGGAGUCUGCAGCUUUGUAUGUGCUCUCGUUAAAGGAACAGAAUUUACUAACACAGAAAACUGUGGAUUCCGUUGUCCAUGCAACAGAAGGGCUGAUGGAAAACUACCGUAGAAGAAUUUUAGAAGGUGUACGCAAUCAACUUCAGGAGCAGGACAUAGAUCCCAGUUUCAUUGGUGACGAUCUAAUGAAGGAAGACGUUUUUGAUGGCAUUAAUACACGAUUUAAGCUUGACAGAUAUGCUAGAAACCACUUCAGUUAUGUUGAACCCAAAGAAGUAGUUCUAGGGCACAGAAUUGGACAUAAGAAGAAAAACCACAAAAGGCAGAUGACCAUGGUGGAUGACACAUUCAUUUACAUUUCACUGUUGGACAGUUUAAAACAACUUUUAUCUAGUAAGCCAAUCUGCGACAUGAUUUUGUCCCCUCCACUAUAUGCUGAUCCGUCUGUGCUUAGUAAUAUGUGUGAUGGGCAUAUAUUCAGAUCUCAUCCCCUUUUUGUGGAACAUCAAACAGGUUUACAAAUAUUGCUAUAUUAUGAUGAAGCUGAAGUUGACAAUCCAAUUGGAAAUAAAGCUGGUAAGCACAAGCUCGGAAUGUUUUAUUACACUCUAGGAAACAUUAAUGUAAGAUACAGAUCUAAAUUGGAGGCAAUACGAUUAUUGGCUAUUAUAAAAUCACAAGAUAAAAAGAAAUAUGGCAUUGACAGAGUUUUAAAAGAAAUCCAAGCAAAUCUGACAGAACUUUCAAAUGGAGUUGAAAUGCAUGGUAGAGUUGUCCAUGGUGCAGCUAUUUCCUUUAGUGGAGAUACGUUGGCUGCUCAUGAAGUGGGUGGAUUUAAGGAAGGAGUUGGCUUUGCAUUUCAGAAAUGCAGGCACUGUGAAUGUACUUUUGAUAGGAUGCAAAACCACUUUAUAGAUUCUGAUUUUGUUACAUAUUGCCGUGAAAUGCAUGAAGUUAGAAUAGCUGAGAUAGAACGUGCAGCAACAGAUGAUCUGAGAAAUGUUUUGCGUACAGUAUAUGGCAUCAAUCGAAGAAGUGAAUUAACAAAUUUCCCUUAUUUUAAUGUUACAUCAAUGCUUCCUGAAGAUAUCAUGCAUGUUAUUCUUGAGGGUGUUGCACAAUAUGAAGUAAAAGAAUGUUUAAAGUUUUGGAUACAUAAUGCUGCAAAAUUUAGGUUAGAUGAGUUUAAUUUAAAAGUUAAACAUUUUGAUUAUGGUUACGCAUGCAUGAAAAGCAAACCACAAAUGCUUCAAUCAAAUUGCUUAGACAGUGAGGAUAACAAGCUUAAACAAAAUGCAGAUGAAAUGUGGACUUUACUGAAACAUUUAUUACUUAUAUUAAACGAGCUUUGUAUUUCUGAUGAUCCACACUAUACAUUCAUAAAGGAACUUGUGGAAAUAACCCAUAUUGCUUUCAGUCCAUGUGUGUGUGUCACAACAUUAGCAUGUCUUCGUGUGUUAAUUAAAGAGCAUCUUAAACAUUUUAAACAGCUGUUCCCUCAUCUAAGUAUUAUACCAAAACAACAUUAUCUUCUUCAUAUUCCAAAGCUGAUAUCUGAAUUUGGUCCUCUAGUUCAUGUUUGGUGUAUGCGAUUUGAAGGCAAACAUUCUUACUUUAAACGUCUUGCAAAACAACAAAAUCAUAUUAAUAUAUGUAAAUCUUUGGCAGAACGUAACCAGAAGAAAGAGCUGCGUGAAAGUCUUUCAAAACAGCACCCCUUAUUUUCAAAUGAAAGAGAAGUUGGUAGUUGCAAAGUGGUAAAUGGCGAAGAAAGAAAUUUGGCAGAAGAAAGAAUGACAGCAUUUAACAUUGAAAACAGUGACACAAUUUAUACUGCUAAUUGGGUUAAAAUUAAUGGGGUUAAGUAUUGUUGUGAAAAGGCUAUUGUAACUAGUGGCACGUCACCAGAAUGUAAUUUUCUACCUUUGUUUGGAAAGAUAAGGUAUAUUUGGAUUACAAAUUCACAUAUAUAUUUUGCAUUACAGUUGUAUGACACAGUUUCAUUUGAUGAAGAAAGGCAAUGCUAUGUUGUAGAGAAUCCUGACCUUCCAAGUGCGUUUGAGGUUGUUUCUGCAAAUCAGUUAUUGGACCACAGUGUGUACAACAUAUGCUGUGUUAAAAAUGAAAUGCUAAUUCCCAUACAUUACGAUUUGAUAGGCAAAAUAACUGAAUGGGCGUUAAAGUAA